Messenger RNA from Rubroshorea leprosula, 4167 nucleotides. The record is from the annotation of a GenBank genome assembly. Lineage: Eukaryota; Viridiplantae; Streptophyta; Magnoliopsida; Malvales; Dipterocarpaceae.
ACGAUAAUUUAUUUAUCAUCUCUCUGCUUCAGUGUAUUGCACAGAGAAAAGGAACGGAAGAAAAAGAAAACCCAAACAAAAUAAUUCAACCAAACACCAGAGUCAUGGUCUCAACCAGACGAAGUGGAUCUCUCUCUGGUAACAGUGGCAAGAAACCCUCCUCUUCCGACGAUAAGCCUCCGUCUCCGAAGCGGCAGAAGGUAGAAAAUGCGGAGAAAACGAUGCCGGUGGCUGAGAAUUCCAAGGAGAUGGCCACGCCGCCGGCGGUGGAUCCCGGAGAUUGCGGGGCCAGUGAGGUUCCGAUCGCUGGGGACAGCGUGAGUGCUGCAAAGGGUGAGACUUCAUCGGCUGUGGCUGUGGUGGCACCCAUCACGGAAGGUUCUACACCAAUUCAAGUAGAUAAGAGCAGGAGUUCAUUUUCUUCAUUGGCCAAUCAUCAGAAACAGAACUCAAAUUUUGAAACUUCUGUGCCUUGGUGUAGGCUUUUGUCUCAGUCGGCACAGAACCCAAAUGUACCCAUUUUCAUAUCAAAUUUUACAAUUGGUUCAAGUAGAAAUUGCAAUUUUCAAUUAGGGGAUCAGACAAGCAGUACUAUUCUUUGCAAGAUCAAGCAGACGCAGCAUGAAGGCAGUGCAGUAGCAAUGUUAGAAAGCAUGGGAAGCAAGGGAUCAGUGCAAGUAAAUGGGACAGUUGUCAAGAAAAAUUCCAGUUGCGUGCUUAAAUCUGGUGAUGAAGUUGUCUUUGGUCCGCUCAGGAACCAUGCUUAUAUAUUUCAGCAACUCAUGACUGAGGUUACAGUUUGUGGCACAGAGGUCCAUAGUUGCUCCGGGAAGUUUCGGCAACUUGAGAGGAAAGCAGGGGAUCCAUCAGCUGUAGCUGGAGCUGCAGUGUUAGCAUCUCUUUCAAGCUCAAGGCCUGAUUUAUCUCGUUGGAAAUCUCCUGCUCAGGCCACUAGUAAGAUCCACCAAGUGACUGAUUUCCCCGCUCAUUCAGUAGUUCAUGAUGGUAUAGAUGUUGAGCUGGAUAGCUUGGAAGGCAAUUCCUCUGCAAACAUGAAGAGUGAUAAAGCUGCAGAUGUUGGGGCAAUGGACAAGAUUCUCCCUCCUGACUGCAAUCGGGACUCCAGCAUAGAGUCAGGCAAUGUAUUGGAUGAAAGAAAUGAGUGGACAAGGGAUUCACAGCCUGCAUCAACAUCGAGUAUGUCACUCCAGUGUGCUGUGUUUAGAGAAGACAUUAAAGCUGGGAUUCUUGAUGGAAGGAACUUAGAAGUUUCAUUUGAUAGCUUCCCCUAUUAUUUAAGUGAAAAUACAAAAAAUGUGCUGAUCGCAGCAUCCUAUAUACACCUCAAGCACAAAGAACAUGCGAAGUAUACCUUGGAUCUAGCUACUGUGCAUCCACGAAUUUUGCUUUCUGGUCCUGCAGGAUCUGAGAUUUAUCAGGAGAUGUUGGCCAAAGCACUUGCUCAUUAUUUUGGGGCUAAAUUGCUCAUAUUUGAUAGCCAUUUGUUUUUGGGUGGCUUGUCUUCAAAGGAAGCAGAGUUGCCAAAGGAUGGACUUAAUGCUGAAAAAUCCUGCUCCUGCUCAAAACGAACUUCCACACCCACUGAUCUGGGCAAGAGCUUGAAUCCAUCAGCUGCUGAAGCAGACAUAUCUAGCACUUCGACUGCCCCUUCUUCAUGUGGCCCAGAAUCUCAGCCAAAGACUGAGGCUGAUACCAAACCCUCAUCCUCUGGUACAUAUAAGAAUCAAAUGUUUAAGAAAGGUGACAGAGUAAAAUUUCUCCCUUCUGGUGGGCUAUAUCCAACUGCUUCCCCAUCUAGAGGCCCACCCUAUGGGAUUCGUGGAAUGGUUGUAUUACUUUUUGAGGAGAAUCCUAUGUCAAAAAUUGGUGUGAGGUUUGAUAAACCCAUACCUGAUGGAGUUGACCUUGGAGAUAUUUGCGAGGCAGGUCAUGGAUUUUUCUGCAAGGUUUCUGAUCUUCAUUUGGAGAACACUGCUGCCGAAGAUUUGGACAAGUUACUUAUUAACACAUUAUUUGAGGUUAUAAACAGUGAGAGCAGAACUGCUCCUUUUAUUCUGUUCUUGAAAGAUGUUGAAAAGUCUAUUGUUGGAAAUACGGACUGGUAUCUAACAUUUAAGAGCAAACUUGAAAAGCUUCCUGAUAACAUUAUUGCAAUUGGUUCACACACUCAUACAGAUAAUCGCAAGGAAAAGUCACAUCCUGGUGGUUUGCUUUUCACAAAAUUUGGCAGCAGUCAAACUGCUCUUCUUGACUUUGCAUUUCCGGAUAGUUUUGGAAGGUUGCAUGAAAGGGGUAAGGAAGUUCCAAAGGCAACAAGAAUCAUGACUAAGCUUUUUCCAAACAAAGUAACAAUUCACAUGCCGCAGGAUGAAGCCCUCCUUGCAUCUUGGAAGCAUCAGUUGGAUCGAGAUGCCGAAACCCUGAAAAUGAAGGCCAAUCUAAAUCACCUACGCACUGUUCUAGGUCGGAGUGGAAUGGAAUGUGAAGGACUUGACUCUUUGUGCAUCAAGGAUCAAACCCUUGCAAAUGAAACUGCUGAGAAGAUCAUUGGAUGGGCUCUAAGCCACCAUUUAAUGCAGAAUCCUGAAGCUGAUUCCAAUGCUAGGCCUGUUUUGUCUAGUGAUAGCAUCAACUAUGGGAUUGGAAUGUUACAGGCUGUCCAGAAUGAAUCUAAGAACUCAAAGAAGUCACUUAAGGAUGUUGUAACUGAAAAUGAAUUUGAGAAGAGGCUUUUAGCUGAUGUCAUCCCUCCCAGUGACAUUGGAGUUACAUUUGAUGAUAUUGGGGCUCUUGAAAAUGUCAAAGAUACAUUGAAAGAAUUAGUGAUGCUUCCUCUACAGAGGCCUGAGCUCUUUUGCAAAGGGCAAUUGACGAAGCCUUGCAAGGGCAUACUUUUAUUUGGACCUCCUGGAACUGGGAAAACAAUGCUUGCAAAGGCUGUUGCAACUGAAGCUGGUGCAAACUUCAUCAAUAUUUCUAUGUCAAGUAUAACAUCAAAGUGGUUUGGCGAGGGUGAGAAGUAUGUGAAGGCUGUUUUCUCACUUGCAAGUAAAAUUGCCCCUAGUGUUGUAUUUGUUGAUGAGGUUGAUAGCAUGCUGGGCCGAAGAGAAAAUCCAGGGGAGCAUGAGGCCAUGCGUAAGAUGAAAAAUGAGUUUAUGGUCAACUGGGAUGGCUUACGUACAAAGGACACAGAGCGGGUUCUUGUACUUGCAGCCACAAACAGGCCUUUUGACCUCGAUGAGGCUGUCAUUAGAAGGCUCCCACGUAGAUUGAUGGUAAAUUUGCCAGAUGCUCCAAAUAGAGCAAAGAUACUAAAAGUUAUACUUGCAAAAGAAGAUUUAUCUCCUGAUGUUGAUUUUGAUGCUGUUGCAAGCAUGACUGAUGGAUACUCUGGCAGCGACCUUAAGAAUCUAUGUGUCACUGCUGCGCACCGUCCAAUUAAAGAGAUAUUGGAAAAAGAAAAAAAGGAGCGUGCUGCUGCUCUAGCAGAAGGCAAACCUCCUCCAGCUUUGAGUGGGAGUGCUGACAUUCGGCCUCUGAACAUGGAUGACUUUAAAUAUGCUCAUGAACGGGUAUGUGCAAGUGUUUCAUCCGAGUCUGUAAACAUGACAGAGCUACUACAAUGGAAUGAACUGUAUGGCGAGGGUGGUUCGAGAAGAAAGAAGGCUCUCAGCUACUUCAUGUGAAAGGUGAUCUGUACAAAUGGUUCUUUUCUAUCAAUUCUCCGUUCUCCUAAAAAGCAUGCAUGCAAGUAAUUUUGCUGCUUGAUGGCCAGAUACUGUACAAGUCAAGUGAAAUUUUAAUUUUUGUUUUUCUUUCUUCAAGUAAAAAGCUAGUACGGGAUGGUUGGUCCUAAAAUGAGUGAAGCCUCUUCAGAAAUUCUGGUUUGGUUGCACCGCUUUUGUUUUGUUCCCCAUCCCUCCCUUGAUACCGGCAUAAGGAGCAUGCUCGUUGUAUGCAAAGUUGCUUAACAUACCAUAACAGAGAGGAAUCCCUGUGAAUAUAUAUAUUUAUAGUGAUUCAUUUUGGUGUCUGUUGGAAUUCAACAAUAAGUAAUGUGAGCUGCAAACUCGAUUUUCUUUUCGUUGAUCGUGUCUGACUUUGUAGACAAACAUGAUUGAAAAUGCUGUAGUUUAUUUCCCUUCA